Molecule: messenger RNA, 1257 nt
Organism: Eufriesea mexicana
Lineage: Eukaryota; Metazoa; Arthropoda; Insecta; Hymenoptera; Apidae
Gene: Or105
Product: odorant receptor 105
Exons: 10
Coding region: 1-1257 (418 amino acids)
Biological process (GO): sensory perception of smell; detection of chemical stimulus involved in sensory perception of smell
Cellular component (GO): plasma membrane
Molecular function (GO): olfactory receptor activity; odorant binding
Source: RefSeq, a predicted model, not a curated record
AUGAUACGUGUAAUACCACAUAUCUUCGUCUCCCAAAAGCAUACUGUGUUUCAGGAAAACAACAAGCGAGAUUACAAUGCAUUAAACAUUACCCAAUACAGAACACUUAAACAAUAUUUAACAAUAUGUGGGAUAAACCCGUAUCAGAGUGAUAGAAUGAGUAAUAUCAUAGUAAUCACGAUGGUGUUGUAUAUCAUUUCAAUGGUUAUUCCAUCGUCUUUGCAGCUAUAUGGUGACAUACUAAAGAAGGACUUAGAUUGUAUCAUCCAGAAUAUACCGCAUUUAGUGACAGGAAUGGUCAGCAUAAUAAAGAUUUUAAACAUCCGUUCUAAUAAAACCCAGUUUAGAAAAAUAUUCGACUCGGUAGCAGAGCACUGGAAAUUAUUAGAAGCAAAAAACGAAUUGUACAUGCUAAACAAAUUCACCGGAUAUGGUAUAACACUUGCGAAUAUAUAUAGAAGAACGCUAUUGACAUGUCUUAUAAUAUUUUUCUCCCUUCCCUUUUAUAAUCCACUUCUGGAUUUUGUUUCACCACUAAACGAAACCCGACCCCGACAGCAUAUAUUUAAAGUCAAUUACCUGACUUUGGACGUUUUCGAACAUUAUUAUGGCGUCUAUGUUCAUUUGUCUUGCUCUGCGCUUGUUAUCGUGGUCAUAAUAGUCUCAGUUGAUUCUUUACACAUUAUUAUCACUUAUCACACUUGUGGAUUGUUUGCAGUGUGUGGAUCGCAAGUACAGAAAACAGCAGAAAAUAAUACAAUUACGAAAGAUGGUGUUAUGACGAACGACGUUGGAUACGAAGAGUUUAAGGAAUGUGUGAUAUGGCAUCACAAAGUUCUUCAAUUUUACCAUCUCCUCGCGAAAUGUUGUCGGAACUUGUACCUAGUUCAGAUGGGUCUGAAUAUGAUAGUUAUAAUUUCGACAGCUGUUGAAAUAGUUAUGUUUCUGAACAAACCGGAAGAAGCCAUCAGGGCUUCUGUCUUCCUUAUGGCUCAGCAAUUUCACUUAUACGUAAUUAGUCUACCUGGACAAGAUUUAUUAGAGCAAAGCUUAGAAUUGGCAGAUAAAAUAUACAGCUCCGACUGGUAUCAAAUACCAAUGAAAUGUCAAAAAGUGUUUUACAUGAUGCAAAUAAGGUCCAACAAACCCUGUAUAAUGACGGCAGCAGGAUUAUACGAGAUGAAAAUUGAAAGUUUCGGAAUAACUGUUAAAGCGUGCAUGUCGUAUUUUACGAUGUUCUUGUCACUGAGACAAUAA